GCACAGCCUCUUUCGCCCCCUUUCUUUCUCCCCUCACUCUUCGCCGCUCAGUCUGGAGCGCAUGCAGGCAGGGGAAGAGGAGGGAUGAGAGAGGUGUGCGCAAGUGAGGAUCUCCUCAGCUGCCAGGGCAAUGCAGGACUGGUGAAGAGAGGAGGAGGAGAAGAGGAGGACUGAAGGAGUACUGCAGUGUCCUGCCAGCUUCCCCCUCCCUCUAUUUAUCUUUUGCUGCUUUUUUUUCCCUUCUUCUUCACUUCCCUCUGCCAAUUACACCAUGAAGCUGCCUGCUGUUUGUUGCUAAGGCCUCAGUGAAAAUGGCAGAGGGCUCCAAAGACCAGGGUGGGGUCGGCACGAUGGAUCCAGAGGAGGACUCCCCCAACAUGAUUGUCUACAGAAAGAUUGAAGACAUCAUAACGCGAAUACAAGAUGAGAAGGCUGGAGGUGUAGCCAUCCGAACUGUCAAAAGCUUCCUCUCAAAGAUCCCAAGUGUCGUUUCUGGUGCAGACAUUGUUCAGUGGCUGAUAAAAAACCUCUCCAUCGAGGAUCCAGCUGAAGCCAUCCACCUCGGGAGUCUCAUCGCAGCCCACGGCUACAUUUUCCCCAUAUCUGACCACGUUCUGACUCUGAAGGAUGAUGGAACCCUUUACCGCUUUCAGUCUCCCUACUUCUGGCCUUCAAACUGUUGGGAACCUGAGAACACAGACUAUGCCAUUUACCUUUGUAAGCGCACCAUGCAGAACAAAGCCAGGCUUGAACUUGCCGACUAUGAAGCAGAGAAUCUUGCCAGGCUACAGAGGGCUUUUGCCAGAAAGUGGGAAUUUAUCUUCAUGCAAGCAGAGGCUCAAGUCAAGCUUGACAGAAAGAAGGAUAAGGCAGAGAGGAAGAUCCUUGACAGCCAGGAGAGGGCGUUCUGGGACGUUCAUCGACCAGUGCCGGGGUGUGUCAACACCACAGAGAUGGACAUCCGUAAGUGCCGGAGAGAGAAAAACCCUCACAGGGUGAAGAAGUCGGUUUACGGGGUUGCAGAUGACAGCCAGAACCAACUGAGUCCAGUCCACAUCAGCUCCCAGCCGGCCCGGAAGCCGACCAAAGAGGAUGUUCAGAAGGAGAUUACCUUCUUGAACAUCCAGCUGGACAGACACUGCAUGAAGGUUUCCAAAGUGGCUGACAGUCUAAUGAGCUACACCGACCAGUUUGUGGAGUAUGAUCCCCUCGUGUCAUCUGUAGAGCCGUCUAACCCAUGGAUCAGCGAUGACACUACCUUCUGGGACUUGGAGGCCAGUCGUGAGCCCAGCCAACAGCGCGUGAGGAAGUGGGGCUUCUCUCUGGAAGAGGCGCUGAAAGAUCCAGCCGGACGGGACCAGUUCCUGAAGUUCCUGGAGUCAGAGUUCAGCUCUGAGAACCUGCGGUUCUGGCUAGCAGUGCAGGAUCUGAAGCGGAGGCCGUUCCGGGAAGUACCAUCGAGGGCUCAGGAGAUCUGGCAGGAGUUUUUGGCUGAAGGAGCUCCCAGCGCAAUCAAUCUGGACUCUCACAGCUAUGAGCGGACCAGCCAGAACCUGAAAGACCCCGGCCGAUACAGCUAUGAAGAUGCUCAGGAGCACAUUUUUAAGCUGAUGAAAAGUGACAGCUAUGCACGAUUUUUGCGAUCCAACAUCUACCAAGACCUCCUACUGGCCAGAAAGAAGCAGCCAGCAGACACAGAACAGGGCCGCCGCACCUCCUUGGAGAAGUUCACCCGCAGUGUGGGCAAGUCUUUGACGGGAAAGCGUCUGACAGGCCUGAUGCAGUCGUCCUGACACAGCCUGUGCUGGGAGGACACAGCCAGACCCUGCUGGUUGGGGGACUGCCACACUGGGGCCAGGUGGAGCUGGGCUGGACAGUGCCGCAGCGCGAGCUCUCUGGUCCCCCUUUGAGGCCUGCGGCCGAGCUGUUAGAGCAGCGCCGUUGGUGCCGACGGGCCCAAACAGAGGGGAAAGCACAGUGCUGAGAAGGGGAACCCAGCCAACACAUCUUAGGCAUGCAGCACAAAAUAAAAGCACAUCCCAGACUACUGCUCUUCAUCACACAGGUGCAAAACUGGAAUUUAGGUUUAACAAAAUCUGUCAGUUUUUGUUGUUCUGUCGUAAUUUAUCUGUUUACCUGCUGUAUUUCCAACACAAAUACCUAAAUAAAUAAAAAAGUUAUGGCAAAUCCUAACAUAAAAAACAAAUUCAUUUAAAGACACCAUCAAAUAUUUUUUUCAUUUUAUAUUUCUAUGGCAGACAGCAAUAAUGAAACACUUCUUUUUAUCAUAAAAAAACCUUUUUUUUUUCAUGUCCUUAAUUUAAUAAACAAUUUCAUAAUAUAAUUUCAAAACCCCUGUAUUGAAAGAGUAGACUUCUGAAGGUGUCAUUUUUCACGGUUAACCACAUUCCAGAAUGUGACAUAAGGGCUUAAUGUAGCAACUCCUCUGCACUGUUGCAUGUUUCAUUCAGACGUCCCCAUCCAGAUUUAAGGUUUCCAAUACAGUGCUUUGCAGUGAGACUUCGAUUGGCUGAUUUAUUGCAUAUCUGACUGGCUUCAGGUUCCAACGUUUUUGCUUGAGGUUGCACAAGGAAGUCAGGAAACUCUGAGGCCUGUAUUUGUGCCUCACAAGCAUGGUCGUGUGAGCCAUCAUGAUUGUGAGCUUGUAGCAUAGGCACAGUGGCAGAAAGCACACAUGUGAAAUAGGGUCCACAUGAGCUGUUUGGCUCCUGCUGUAGUGUCAUGUACAACCUUUCCAGUGCCAUGGGUCCAGUGAGUGAUGCGGAAACCAAGGGGACCAGCGACAGACAGUGUUACAGGACUGUACUCUGUGUUCACAUCAUCAAGUGACAUCACGAUGUGGCUCAUCUCCGUUCAUGGGGAUCUGACGAGGCCUCCCACCCAGUAUGGGAUCAUGUAUGUUGUUGUUUUUCUUUUGUUGUUGCUUUGUUUACUGCAUGAUUUUUUUUUUUCUGUUCUCAAACCGACGUCCAUUUCUGUCUCUCCGUGUGACAAAUGGUUUGUGGUGCAUGUUGGACCAGGACAGCGCACAAACCCAACACCUCUCAGCGACAUGGACACUUUGAGAUGGGCUAAAGUCCUGAUGGGUGCUGUUACACUGAACUCAAAGGCCUCUUCUGCUUUGGACUCAGAAUAUUUUGGUCCCACAGCUCCCCCUUGAGGCCAGGAAUGGCAUUGUGGUGAGAAACUACAGUAUAGGUCAUUAUUUUUAUUAGUCAUUGCAAUGCACAGUACAGGUCUUAGUAUACAUGAUCAGUUAUAUCCUAAAUAAAUGGGUAAGCUCCAGGUAUAAGGUAGAAAGAGACACUUGUGUUGAGUCCAUGUACCAAAUGUUAUCCUCUGCACAUUCCAAACACUGCGUCCUGAGUGCAUUGUGUACGGUGACAUUUGUUAUUAAAAGAAAGCACACUUUAUUAUGAUGUGGCCACAGUACUAUGCAUGCAACAUUUCAGGGCAUUUUGUGCUUUUACAGUAGUUUCUCUAUCAGCAGGAUGGCUACUGGCACUCCAAAACACCUGAGCUUCUGCUGUCUGUUAAUGGGUACCUAAAUAAAAAGAUUUCUGGACCUCUC
Oryzias latipes (Japanese medaka) is the source of this 3592-nucleotide messenger RNA. RefSeq names its product regulator of G-protein signaling 6. Gene Ontology annotation, molecular function: GTPase activator activity. Lineage: Eukaryota; Metazoa; Chordata; Actinopteri; Beloniformes; Adrianichthyidae. The record is from RefSeq and is a predicted model, not a curated record. Gene Ontology annotation, biological process: regulation of G protein-coupled receptor signaling pathway; intracellular signal transduction; G protein-coupled receptor signaling pathway. Gene Ontology annotation, cellular component: neuron projection; cytoplasm.